UGAACCGGAGAGAGGCGAAGUGAGCAGCCCGGGAAGAAAGCAUCUGGCCGGCACCACCUCCUAGCGCAGACUAAUCCCAUCUCGAACCCAGAGAAGCUGCAAGUGAGAUAAAGGCAGACAGUUCUGCUGAGGUUCUGUUACGAGGUGACUGACUGACCCACACAUAAGCAGACGGUCACUUUCUCUAUCCAUGGGAAUAGCAGACGGACAGAUAGACACCACGGGAGCAGAGGGGCGGCAGGACGUGAUGUUGGCAGAGCUGCUUUGGGAGGUGCCCUUUUGUGUGAGGCUGCCCAUUGAGAUCCUGAACCUGGAGCAGGCCUUUCCCCUCCUGGACAGCACGCUCGAGGACCUUGGCAUCACUCGGUCAGCAGUGGAGGAGAAGGUGGUGUGGGUGGACUCCAAACGUACCAGGGUGAAGAACAAAUUGGGGAAGCUGAAGGAGAAGGAGGUUGUGGUUCUGGAGGUGCGAGUCAAGGCCAAGCGGCCCGGGGAUCCUAAAACACAGGAGGUCACAUAUAGAUCCGAGAUGCACAGCGACCGCCCGUACUGCCACAGCUCUGUGGACAUCCGCCCUUGGAAGCACCAUUGGCCUGAGAAUCACCCGAAGCCAGUGGAAAUGACCAUCACCUGUCCACAGGAGAAACCAACACAAAUGGCAGAAGAUUGAACAGAACAGGAGAUGUAAUAAUCAUGUAAACUGAUUAAAACAGAAGUCUUUUUGUUGCUAAGAA
This is a messenger RNA of Brienomyrus brachyistius, 734 nucleotides long. RefSeq lists its product as uncharacterized. Bases 191 to 670 code for a protein of 159 amino acids. The transcript is spliced from 3 exons. Lineage: Eukaryota; Metazoa; Chordata; Actinopteri; Osteoglossiformes; Mormyridae. The record is from RefSeq and is a predicted model, not a curated record.